This is a messenger RNA of Halichondria panicea, 711 nucleotides long. Its product is annotated as malignant T-cell-amplified sequence 1-like. Gene Ontology annotation, biological process: formation of translation preinitiation complex. Gene Ontology annotation, molecular function: RNA binding. The record is from RefSeq and is a predicted model, not a curated record. NCBI's taxonomy places the organism in Eukaryota, Metazoa, Porifera, Demospongiae, Suberitida, Halichondriidae. The coding region runs from base 61 to 612 and encodes 183 amino acids. The transcript is spliced from 6 exons.
GUGAACUUUAACUUAUAAAAUUAAUGACCAUUUCCAAAUGCAAUUUGUAAAUAAAGCAUCAUGUUCAAGAAGUUUGACUCCAGUAAUGACGUGUCUGGCUUCAACCAGGCCAAAUCUAGUGUGGUCAGAGGCAUACGAACAAAACUAUUGGACUGCUAUCCAGGAAUUCAAGAUUUUAUCAGUGACAUUCUACCCAAAAAAGAAGCAGUGCAGAUCCUAAAAUGUCAUGAGCAUGUAGAGAUUCUAGUGAUAAAGAACGAGCUGCUGUUCUUCAAGCAAAGAGACGGCCCGUACAUUCCCACGCUCCGUCUCCUACACAAGUACCCAAUGAUUCUGCCCCAUGUGCAAGUGGACAAGGGAGCUAUCAAGUUUGUGUUGAGUGGAGCCAACAUCAUGUGCCCAGGUCUGACCUCCCCUGGGGCGAGAAUGGACACUGCCCUACCUGACAACAGCAUCGUCGCAGUGAUGGCUGAAGGGAAGGAGCAUGCCCUUAGUGUGGGACUGACAAAGAUGUCUACUGAGGACAUAUCUCGAGUGAACAAGGGAGUGGGCGUGGACAAUGUACACUAUAUUGGAGACGGACUCUGGGUCAUGAAAGACGCUUCUAGAUAGUAUUUUCAUUUGCAUAUAAUAGCUAUGUUGUACACCAUUAUGACUUGUGUUGAAAAUCACUAUUAAUUUUGCUAAUUGAAGUCAAUUAAAGAAAGCGAA